AGCCAAAGAUAAAGAGAGAGGAGAGAGAGUGCACAGAAACGCAAACACUCACUUCUCUUUUUCUACGUUUUUCAUCCCAACUUUUCUUUUCCCUCAACCAUUGCUUCUGUUUGAUCAAAGUCAAAACACACCCAAAAAGACCACCAUUCGCAACCUCUUCUCUCCCUUUCAACACAACACAAGUGGUUUUUCGCUUGCUCAAACAAGAACCAGUUCCUUAAACACGCGGUAUUUGUCUGUCUCCUCGGUGCAACAUUACGUACCCACACUGCAAUAGCUAGAAAGAAAGAAACAUUCAGAUUCUUUUGAUUAUUUCCCGGGUUUCCAAUUUUUCGUUUUACAACAACCGAAGAAAAUGGUCUUUCUUUUCUUUUUUCCCCUGAGGUUUUGGUCUGUAACUCCAGAAUCUUGAAACAACAUCCCAACAACGCAAAAACACGACGAUGUUGUUUCUUGUCAUUUAUUAACAUACGCGUUUUUGUGUGUGUGUGUGUGUGUGUUGGUUCAUGUUUCUGUUGUUGUUGUUGUUUAUCGAAUCCACUUCCGUUUUGCCGCACAUUAAUCCAAUCGAAUUUUGCCAAAUCGGGGACAUCCCGCAUGAAAAAUCUUAGGGAUCGAGGAAAAAACAAACAGCAUCAUCCCAGUGACGACGAUGACAUUAAUGAGAAUCGGAAUUUGAGUUUGUUGGAAUUUGGUUUUCAGAAUUUUGGAUCUGCAAGAUGAAGUCUUGGUCACUGGACGAGUGGAGGAAGUACUUUGGGUCAGCGAAUUCGGAUAUAUUUGAGAUAAUUGAGCACGCCAUAAUUGUGGCGGCUUCGGAUUGCCCAAAGGAGUUUAGAGUAAGGAGGGAUGGGAUUGCAGAGAGGUUGUUUUCUUGCAGGUUGACUCGGUGUGUGGGGUGUGACCGUGUUGAGUUGGCUGUGGGUGCAGAUAGUAAAGAGAAGCAUGAUAGUGAUGGUGAUGAUGAUAAUGAUAAGAGUGGGUAUGAAAGAGAUGGGGUUGAGUUUGAAGGUGCAGGGGCAAGCAAAGAGAGCAAGGUCAAUGGGGAUGGAGGGAGGGAUGUGAAUCUUGGUGAUAGCAAUUAUAGCUUUGGGGAGGCUGAGGCAUUGAGUGAUGAGAUGGAAGAAGAGUCUCGGUAUGUUGCGGAGAUUUUGAGGAUCAGGGAUGUUCUGCUUAACCCUGAAGAUGAGUCUGAGGCUGUGUUAUUUGAUUCAUUGAGGCGGCUUCAGUUGAUGGAACUCACCGUGGACUGUUUAAAGGCAACUGAGAUUGGCAAGGCUGUCAAUCCUCUCCGAAAGCAUGGAUCAAAAGAUAUUCGUCAACUUUCAAGGACUCUUAUCGAUGGCUGGAAAGAAAUGGUGGAUGAGUGGGUCAAGGCCACUACUACCACAGCUAUCACAGGUUCAGAAGAAGGUACACCGGAUUCAGUGAAUCCAUCUGUUGUAGAUGAUGAUGAAGAAGAAGGACUUCCAUCACCUCCCUUGGAUGAAGGGGCUUUCUUUGUCACUCAGGCUGGUUCAAUGGAACUGUCACAGUUCUUUGAUGGCAUGGACGACGACGGAAAUCCUCGACCAACUGGGCCAUUCAGCAAGAACCGUGAGAAUGGCAGAAAGCCGGUUUUCGACAGCCAUGUUGUAGAGAAGAGGAAGUCGCAGGCUUCCCAUGACACAGCCAUCAUUGACCGGGAUGUUAAGAGUCAGCAGCAAGCAAAGAAAAAUGAGGCUGUUGUGCCUGAGAGGCCAAAUAAACCAGUAACAGCUGAUUCCGGGCCUGGCAGACCCCCAAAAUCAAAUAUGCAGAGAAAAAGUAAUAUGGAGCCAAAGAUGCAGCAAAAAAUGGAGAACAAUUCAAUCACAAGGAGGCCUCCAACCGGUCAGCUAGAUAAAUCCAAGCGUUCAGAUGACUCGGCAGUCCACGUGAAGCUAGAAGCCACCAAGAGGAAACUUCAGGAGAGCUAUCAACAAGCUGAAAACGCCAAGAGGCAGAGGACAAUACAAGUUAUGGAAAUAAACGAUCUUCCCAAGCAAGGUUUGCACCGAAACACACAUUUCAAACCUGGAUAUCACAAUAGGCAUUGGGCUAAUGGUCGAAGAUAAAGCUAUUAUUCUAUGGUGGACCUGCAGAUUUAACAGCAUUUCCAAGCUGUUUGUUCUUUGGAUUGAAGAUUGGUCCCCUUGACUAUAGAAAAUAACAAAAUCCAUUCACCAUUUGGACUGCAUAGAAUUAUUCCAAUAGAGAGGGAAGUAAACCUUUAAACACUGUUUAUUUCCCAGUUUAUAGGAGUUAAGUAAAUAGGAAUUUUGUUCAUCCUAGAUUGGAUUUAGAAGAGGAUCCUAGCUUGGCACCUCUACUUUUGACUUGCUUCCAUAAUGAUGGUCUAUAGAAAUCUCAAUUGUUUCUGAUCACAUUUUUCUUGCACAUAUGACAUACUAGGGUCUCAUAUACAAGUUAGUAUAUAUACCCUUUGGAAGUGCUUUGUCACAACCUCAAUGGGCUUUAAACUUGUAGAUGUGAUUAUGUUAGCAGGUGUAUGAGAAUUUUAAUAUGAAAUAACAUUAAAUCAUUUUUUAA
Messenger RNA from Glycine soja, 2571 nucleotides. Its product is annotated as probable mediator of RNA polymerase II transcription subunit 26b. Gene Ontology annotation, cellular component: nucleus. The transcript has 10 exons. The record is from RefSeq and is a predicted model, not a curated record. Bases 720 to 2096 code for a protein of 458 amino acids. NCBI's taxonomy places the organism in Eukaryota, Viridiplantae, Streptophyta, Magnoliopsida, Fabales, Fabaceae.